AUGAUUGCGCCCCAGCCCUCCUCCUCCUCGCGGGUCCCGCGCUUUAAGACGGAGGCGGAAGCCGCUCCCCGAGCUGCGCCGGCCGCGAGGCUCCCAGAGCCUCGCGAUGGCAGCGGCUCAGAGACGGAGGACAGCGGCACAGCGUUGGAGGAAGAGCCCACCUCGGCCUCAAAGGCCCUGGCUGCGAGCCUUUCCUCACGCGCGCGGCAAGGGGAAGGUGCCGGCAACGCCAGCUUCCGCGACGGUCUGUUGAGGGUCUCUGGCAUCGACGCCGGGGGUUGCCUUGACCUUCAGGGCCUCCUGUCUGGCCUCAAAGAGGGCCUCGCGACGCAGGUGCGGCAGGUUCGUCAAGACGGCGUUAUUCCGCCCCAGGAGCCCCCCGCUGCGGGCGCCAGCAGCAGCCAGGCGAGCCGCGCGCAGAAGGCGCCGGAGCCCAAGGCGCGGCGGAAGCGGCGCUGA
Molecule: messenger RNA, 459 nt
Organism: Effrenium voratum
Lineage: Eukaryota; Dinophyceae; Suessiales; Symbiodiniaceae
Source: the annotation of a GenBank genome assembly